AUGCCCGUACGUCGGGCGCUUCCCUCCGCCACCCCCCCUACUACCCCUCCCACGGGCGGAUCCUCCUCCAUCGUAGGAGGAGGGGGCAGUGAUAAAACUCCCAAACUCAGCAAACCCGCCCCCACGGAUCUCCCCUACACCGGGGAGGAAAAGGCCUUUCUCGCCAGCCUGCGAUCCCCUUCUUCCGGGGGGGCGACCCUCGCGAAGGUGGCGGAGACGUGGGGGUCCGGCACCGCGUUGGAGAUGCUCGCGGGCAUCACGGAAAAGAUCCUCGGCGUCGCCGCGGAGCGAUUCCUCCUCGAGCAGCAGCACGCGGGAAACGCCCGGAUUGGUUCCUCCCCUUCCGCUGGUGGGGGGGAUCCCGUCAACGACGAGGAUGGGAUGCGGUCUUCCCUCGUGCCGGAAACGAAUUCGAUGGCGGCGAUGAUUAGCGGGAUUCCUUCUUUUUCCACCCCCCUCACCCCUGCCCAGUUUGCGGAGGAAAACGCGUACAUCCUGGAGCAGCUUAGGACCUUUCCGGAGUGCCCGUUCACCGUUCAGCGGUUGGUGGAGAUUUUGGAAAACCCGUUUCGGCAUUACGCCGGUGCGAAGGAUGGCGGGCUGCGGGCGGAGGCCUUGCAGAAGGCGAUUCGACGAUGCGUGAUGGUGACGUACCCGUUUACGACGGGCGGGGGUGAAGAGGGCAUCGGGAGCCUCGUCGACGGCGGGGAAUCCUCCGCGAAGACGGCAAUCGCGAGUAAAUAA
Molecule: messenger RNA, 744 nt
Organism: Phytomonas sp. EM1
Lineage: Eukaryota; Euglenozoa; Kinetoplastea; Trypanosomatida; Trypanosomatidae
Source: the annotation of a GenBank genome assembly